This is a messenger RNA of Arachis stenosperma, 1154 nucleotides long. RefSeq lists its product as uncharacterized. The record is from RefSeq and is a predicted model, not a curated record. The transcript is spliced from 3 exons. Bases 294 to 644 code for a protein of 116 amino acids. NCBI's taxonomy places the organism in Eukaryota, Viridiplantae, Streptophyta, Magnoliopsida, Fabales, Fabaceae.
AUAUCCUUUUAAAAAAACGAAUAUUCUUUUUUUUAAGAUAGCAUAACACUCUUAUAUUUCAAAAAUUCCAAAAAUACCCUUCUCACUUGACCCAAUCACCCAACCCCCCCCCCAAAGAGUCACAUAUCCUUAGCCCUAACCUCAAGCUCUCUCAGAAUCUGCCGCGGUGCCCUCUCGCCGCGCCUCCUCCUCUCAGCGUCCCUGUCGUGUCUCAUCCCUUAUAUUCUGCUCAUCCCUUGUAUUUCGCUACGCCUCUGUCCCUCUGUCCCUCGCCUACGUGCCUCUGUUCUUCCAUGCUUCCCUCGCCUCGUCGCGCCGUGCCUCCGUCCCUCCCUCACCGCACCACCCCUCCGUCCCUCGCGCCUGGUUUCGCUGCCUCGCGCCUGCUCCCGUGGCUUCCGUUUCAGACAGAUCCCAGGACUAGGUUGGAUGCAGGGACUUGGGAGGGUUGGCCUUGGUUAUUGCAUUUCGGCUGCAGUGGCUUGUCCCUCCCUCACCGUGCCGCGCCUCACCACGCUGCGCCUCGAUCUGCCUGCACUCGAUUUGUCAAAACAGCUUCCAAUGGGCAAGGAUCUAAGGGCAACAUGACCAAAAAAGUCAAGAAGUGGAUGCAACAACUCAGAGGGACAAUGUUGAACUUGUAGCUGAAAAUGAUCGGAGUACCCCCAUAUUUGCAGACCAACCAAACAAGGAGCAACCUGUGGAUUCAACGUCUCCUUUGUCCGGCACUUCAUUAUCAUAAAGCCAACUGAUGAUGUUGGUAAACAUGCCACAGAUGAUGUGAAAGUUUUAGCAGUUGAAACUGUUUCUGAAAUUGCCACUGUAUCUACAAAUGGUGAGUCUGUUAAAGAAAAUGCUUUUGAGGAGGAUCCUCCCCAAACUUCCAAAGGAAUUGAAGCCCCAAGUGAUGAACUCACUAAUAUUGGCCAAACUAACAAGCCUAGGGAUCUGGAUGCGAAUCAAAAUGUGAAUCAAGAGAGAUCAGAAUCUGUGGGUGCUUAUAUUGUUCCUGGACCUAAAGAUGGUGAUGUAAAGACACAAAUUACAUUGGCUUGUAGUUUUUUAUUGUGUACCAUUAUAUAAUAAAGACACAAAUUAUAUUCUAUGAAUCCACACAAAUGUAAAAUGUUACAUUAUCAUAAUGAAUACUUGAA